CCCCCACUAGACACCCGCUGGAUUUUGGAUCUGGUGCCUGCUCAGGCUCUGGAAUCAAAGGACUUUCCCAACAGAGAAGCUGUUCCGAUAUUCGUAAAAUGUCGUUGACUCCGAGUAGAACUCCAGUUCAAAACUGUGAGUCGGAGUACUCAUGGCUUGAGUCGCUUCCACCGGAGUUGCUGGAUGAAAUACUUUGCCACUUGCGUCACAGCCAACUGAGUGAUGUUUCUCAUAUUUCUGAAAGAAUUACAAAUGCCGUUGAGAUUGCAAAGCGUUCCCACUUUAAUUAUACAACUCCCACUCGUUCUCCUGUGGCCACAGCGUCGGCAGAACAUUUAAGCCCAAGUACCCCACCAGCACCAAAUAGGGGUGGUCGUCCUCCAGGUUCUCGUCUUGAUUUGUCUGAGCUGUCCCCAGCCAAACCCUUUGCUCUUUAUCAAACAAUAUCGGAGACACAGUCAGAGGCAUGGCUCGAGUCGCUUCCAAUGGAUUUGCUGGUCGAAAUAUUUUGCCACUUGCACCACGACCAACUGAGUGAUGUUUCUCAUGUUUCUGAAAAAACUAAAAAAGCUGUUGAGAUUGCAAGGGAACACCACUUUAAUUACACAACUCCGCGUCGCUCUGAUCGUGUGAGCACAUGUACACCGCCGGCAGAAGAACACUUGGCUCUUCAAAGGAACCCAAUUACCCCACCAGCACCCAUUAGGCUUCGUCUUCCUCCAGGUUCUCGUCUCGAUUUCUCUGGUAAUCGUGGUGGAGGGCCCAACGGCUAGUCAUCAAAUUCUGCAUUGACCACUUGCGGAUGGCGUGAGUUGGUACAAGGAGCUAGAACAUCAGUACUUGGAUGUGGAUUGUCUUAUCUCGAGAAGCACAUCCAUAGAGCUAAAACUUUAUCACCAAUGCUACUAUAUAUUAUUAUAUGCUGAUCGAGAGUCUAUAAUUAAGAUGUUAAAAAAGAAAAUAUGCAGUAAGAAAUCCCCUCCUUUGAAAGUGUUUCCAUAGA
This is a messenger RNA of Corylus avellana, 1003 nucleotides long. RefSeq lists its product as uncharacterized. NCBI's taxonomy places the organism in Eukaryota, Viridiplantae, Streptophyta, Magnoliopsida, Fagales, Betulaceae. The record is from RefSeq and is a predicted model, not a curated record. Gene Ontology annotation, molecular function: protein binding.